AUGGGUGGUCAUGAUAGUUCUCCUGAGAUGAUGAACCCCAACUCAAGCUCUGGCUACUUUAGUUCCCCGCAAACCGAAGAUAUGUUUCCACCGCUCCCCAAUGUCAUAAGGCCGAGGGGACCAAUGGAGCUAGAUUUACGGCCAUAUAGGCAAAGGGCAGGGUUUCAGAGUCUUUCCCGUUCAGAAAACGACAGACUUGUAUCAACAGACUCACCUUCAACCAUAAUUAAUGACGAUUUUAUUUGUCCUCUGCCUCCUCUGAAGUACCAGUUUACUUACAAUGGUACAAUCAAUAAUCCCAAUGCUACUGCAACCGCCACAGAACAAGGGUCGUAUAUAACAAAACGUUAUUUUGAUGUCCCAGCUUCACAUGUACAUCAACGUCCCAGUCUUUCGCCUCAAUCAUCUUUUCAGGUUGAUGAUGAAGACGAAUUUGAGAGCGUUAAUGUCCCAUAUCCAUUCCAGCGUUCUCCUGAUGGCUUAAAAGGUCCGCUGGAAUCUAAAGUGGAAUCUCCGCAUAUGGAAUUUACUGCUUAUAAUAGCAGACAUUCGACUCAAUCACAACCUCAAAAGCCCUCCAGUCAUUCCAUAUACACACUACAAUCUGAUCUAAGCAUUGUCUCACUGCCAUCGGCCUUUUCAAGCUCCCAAGAGUUUGUAGGUCGAUCCGAUUCUUCUAGUUUCGGUGUGCCAAGAUCAAGUAGUUUGCACUCCAACUCAAUAACCACUUCUCCUUCGUUAUUGGGUAGGAAUCCAAGCUCAGCAAGUGAUUACUUGCAUAGAAAUACGACAUUAUAUGAACAAUACAAUUUUUAUACAGCUGAGAAUGAUGACGAAGACGAAGACGAUGAUGACGCUGUUAAUGAACAUUUCGACACCAUCUUAAGGGAAAAUUUGGUUCAACAUGAUUUCCCUGAGUUACCUUCCAGUGAGUCGGAGUUUGAUGGUGAUGAUGAUUAUAUAGCCGACAUUUUAGGGUAUGAAAGCCCCAAAAGAUCAAGUUCUCCAUUAGUUCCGGGUUUAACAAAUAAUGUUUUGCUGAUUCCUAAUGAAGCCCCGCAGGAACUAUUGGUUCUUCCUAAAUUGCCGUUUUCUGCAACAUCUUUGCACACGAGGCAUUUUAUCAAAUGCAACAAUGUAUCUCAUUUGAGUCAGCUUUUUAAAUGGUCAUUGCUUUUACAUAGCUGGUCGAAUGGAGAAGUUAUCAAAAGAAAGGAGUAUCGUAAUGCAUUGAUUAAGCUUUUGGGUUUCCAUAGAAAAGAUGUUCCCGUUGAUGUUCUUAUCAGCAAUGCAGACCAGGUCAUACGUUCAUUCUUGAAAGCAGGUGGGAUUCAUUAUGAAACUACCGACAAUGAAGGAAACUUACAAGUUAAUGAUGCAACUAUUAAAAAGCAAAAGAAAGAUGACCAAGUAAUUAUUUUUGUUACGGAAGCAGAUAUAAACGGUGUUCUCCCUGAUUUAUCCUUAUGCUACAGCUUCUAUAGAACCCAUGAUUCUGAAGAAACCUUGAGAUGCUUCUCUCAUAUAUGUUACCUUAACAGAAAGAUUGAGUAUGAAAAGCAAUGGAAGAAUAUGGAUAUCAAUAAUCUUCAACUAAAUGCAGAUUGGGAAACUCAUUGGAAAUGGACAGCAGAUGAAUUACAAAGACUAGAUCGAAACUUGGCCAAAAGACAAUCUCAUAUAUUUGAUUUUUUCAGAUUUGAACAAGCAUUCAGCAAGCAAGCUAACAUUUACAUUAAUGACUUUGCUCCAAGAUUCAUUCAGGUUGUAGAAAGGAUUAUUGGGCCCAAAAAUGUUCUUACUGUGUCUACGUUACGAAAUGACUUUUUACUGCUUCCUCGAUCGAUAUACGAUAUCCACCGUGAAUAUUUGCUUAUACCAUUACUCUAUAAGUUGAUAGAGGGUGGAAAAUUUAUUACUGAUAUCACCGGAAUUGUUGAAAUAUACUGUAAUUGGGCUGAUAAAGUACGUCCAGUGAUACUACGGCAUGCGGAGAUGGUUCCCUAUAUAACUGGGUUAUUGAUGAAUGAUAGCUUGAAACAAUGGGUCAACGAACUGUCUCGAUCAAUACCUAGUAUUCUGAGCGGUCGUUUAGACUCUUUGAUGUUGGUGAAACAUUUAUUCAACGACAGAUUUUUUAGGUUACCUUCAAGUUUUACAACAUUGAGGUCGUCUUUUGAUAAAUCUGAGCCUGAAUAUGCAGCAUUGACCAGGGCUGAGGUUAUUAUUAAAAACAUCACUAGUGAAAUCAAUACCGAGGUAGGACUAUCUGAGAAUAGGUUUGCAAUUAGAGGUGUGACACGGAGACUUGCAUGGGAUACUCCCAAGGUUGAUAUGCGAUUGAACUCUCCUGAUCGGAAAUUAAUCUUCAAGAGUGAUCUAAAAAAGAAAGAUACGGUGGGAAAGUCAACUGUACACCUUAUACUAUUUGAUAACUAUUUGAUUAUAACACAGAUUACAGGAGUGAAUAUAUUUAGGGUCAUUGCACCUCCUAUUCCUACUGAAUACCUACUCGUGGAAGAUAGGAAAAGGGAUACAGAAUCAACGGAAGAAACAGAUGCAAUAUACUCCUUUAGAGUUCGUUUUGCUGGACGUGGUAAAUCUUAUAUCUUUUUAACAGAUCAGGAGAGGUUAAAGGACGAAUGGCUCCGGAACUUGAAAAAAGCAAGGUCCAAUUUCUGUGUGAAGGUAAGAGAUGCGGCGGUGUUUGAUAUCAAGGUACUUUCAAAUACUUGUUUUGCUUAUGAUCUUGCAUCCAAGGUUAGCAAAUUACCUAUAUGUGCUCCAAAUGAUCCUGUUGAGAAUAUGUGUACCAAGGCUCUCAUACAAUUAGAGUCGUGGGGAUAUAAAGGGGAGUUGAACUUCCCCGGAGCUUUGAACCGGUUAGUUCAAAAUAAGGUAAGUUGUGCUACCUGGGUGUUCCAUCAGGGAGUGAAGUUCUACUUUGUUGGUAUGUCCAAUGGGAUUUAUUGUAGUGAUUUGAAAGGCAGAUGGAAGAAGGUUGUUUCAGAGGAAGCUAUUAAACUAGAAGCCGAUCCCCAUUUGCAAUUACUCAUUGUUAUGUCUAGCAAGGCAUUAAGAUAUUUCCUGCUUGCUCGAUUAAUCCAGAUCUACAUUGACAAAGGGGAAUACAAAAAGUGUGUAACGUUACAUCGUGGUCAGAUAUCUUUUUUUGAAAUGGCUCAGCAUAAGGGGAUUACAACGUUGUUCUGGGGCUCUAAGAAAUCAAGUACGUCUACCAAUUUCCUGGCAAUGAUACCUGCUUGCGAUAAGAGAGGAGUUUUCAGUUCGUUCAAGAGUGUUAAAGAGUUUUAUGUUGAAGCUGAGUGUUACGGUAUGAGCAUUUUUAAUCUGACAUUUGCAGUUCAUACUAAGAAAGGCUUAGAGAUUCUUCGAAUGGAUAAUUUCAUUCCCGUCUCCAUUCCUGUUAUACCACGAGCUUCUGAUAAGGCAAAAGAUGAACCUAAAUUGCGGUUAAUUCUGAAAGCGGUGGAGCCACCGGUUGAGCCAAAGGGAAUGUACAUGUUAGGAGACCAUGAGUUACUAUUGGUAUAUCAUAACUGUGCCAUUUUCAGCAAUAGGAAAGGUAUUUUAUCACGAGUUUAUAUUCAUGAGUUCAAUAUCAAAGCCGAGUCCGUUGCAUUUGUUGAUAAUCAUUUGAUUUUGAUCUGUGAUCAAGUUAUUGAGAUUUGGGAAGUGAGUUUGAAUCCAGAGUCUGCAAGCAUAUUGAAGCAAGUGAUUAUUGGUAAGGGAAUCCAGUUGAUUGGAUCAGGAAAGAAUCUAUUUUUCAGUAUGGCUAAUCCAUUAGUCCCUGGACUCCAAUGCUUAUUUGAAUUGGAACUACGCAACAAGGACAACCAUCAUUGA
This is a messenger RNA of Lizanozyma spartinae, 3867 nucleotides long. It is a transcript of the gene TUS1, whose product is annotated as Rho family guanine nucleotide exchange factor. The transcript has a single exon. The coding region runs from base 1 to 3867 and encodes 1288 amino acids. NCBI's taxonomy places the organism in Eukaryota, Fungi, Ascomycota, Pichiomycetes, Serinales, Debaryomycetaceae. The record is from RefSeq and is a predicted model, not a curated record.